AUGGAUGAUCAUUGGCGCUGGGUUUCUGCUCAGGACCUUCCUGCUUCAGGUCCUGAUGCCGGGUCCGUCGAUGGCGCUGCCCGUCCGGACAUGGAUGGCUUCAACUGCUAUCUAGGAGAAGAUGAACCGCUCUUCAACUUGGACGGAAUCGACCAUUCAGGACUAUACAACAGCGGUUCUAAUAACGCCCCGUACGAUCUCCACGAGGGUGCAUGGCCUUCUUCGUGGACGAUAUUUGAUCAACUAUCCGAUCCGACUUUCGCGCAGCUACCUGAUAGCAAUCUUCCCAUCCCACUACCGGACAAUAUCCCCGAUAAUCAGUCCGUGGCGCAAAGGCCGCUUACGGACGUCUCCCAGUGGCUAGACGGUGCCUACAGUCCGCCUGUCCCCUGCACUUACUGUCGCAGGCAUCGUCUGCAAUGCCUCAUCAUCCGCACCACCUCUGCAAACCCCAACCCAGUCACCGCAUGUUCAAGCUGCGUGGCGCUCUUCCGCGAAUGCAGUCUCGCGCUGGGCGAGAAGCGACAACCCUCGCGAUUCGAGACGCUUUCGCCAGUCCUCGGCAAUCUUCAUGGCCUCCGAGAGAUUUGCGAGGAUGCCUCUACUGGUACUACCAGUGACGCCAAUCGCUCUACUUUGCCGGCCCUCGAGGAAGGCAGCAGCAGUCGCAACCCGGAGUCCAAGCAGUUCGUUCGCAAAGGAGCACGCGUCCUCCGUUCUUGGUUCCUUCAGCAUCAGUCUCACCCGUACCCCACCGAUGAGCAGAAGUCGGAGCUAGUUCUCGAGACGGGGUUCUCGAGACAGCGCAUCUCAACAUGGUUCGCAAACGCGCGCCGACGCCAGAAACAGAAGCAGCAGCAACGAGAGAAUCCCAACCCGCCCGCUUCCUCCGCGCGCAUCUUCCGCGCGGGAUCUCCGAUGCCUUCAUCCUCAUGGGCUUCCAUGACGCCGUUAGAACGAUGGCAGGCGUCUCCGCCUGAAGACGACCCAGUACCUGAAUCCACGAUCCGAGACGCCAUCGCCUCAACGACCCCGGCACCAGCACAAGGAUCGGAGCCCCAGUCCCGGACCCAGCCUCCUUCCGCCUCCUCCCAAGACGACUUCUCCUUUUUCUUCCCCUCCCCCCAGUUCGACAUGGACCUGGAUCUGGACCUCGGAGGGACAGCCCUCGACACCUUCUUCAACCUCGACGACCACGAGACCUCGUCUCAUCUGGAUUCCUCGGUCUCCGGCUUCGGCAGCAGACGAUCCGAGGUCUCGUCCGAUAGCAUCUCCUCGGCAUGGAGCCUCCAAUCAGAUGGCGGGGUUCCCUUACCCGUAUCAGCUUCUUCGCACCUACGGCGCAAUCGAAACCGUUCUUCUUCCUCGCGACCCCUUCACCGGCGUUCCUCCUCUCGUCGGUCGCUGAAUUCUCAAACCGAGUCCACCCAGACAUAUACCUAUCAAUGCACUUUCUGUCCGCAAUCGUUCAAGAAGAAAAACGACUGGUCUCGCCACGAAUCAAGCGUUCAUCUCACGUUGGAGUUUUGGGUUUGUACACCUAACUUAUCAGAUCUGUUCCCUCCUCCCCCACUAGAACAAGACCCAGACCAACCGCAGUCACAACCCUCUCCAACUCCUCGCCAUCCACAUCCCCAAACCAAACCCCCAUACGAAACCACUCCGACCCAACAACCAAAAGAAUGCCGCUUCUGCAACCACCCCUUAAACCCCUCCCACGACCAAAUCCAAACCCACGACCAAGACCACGACUUCCCCACCUGCGCCGCAAAACCCCCUUCCGAGCGCUCCUUCCCCCGAAAAGACCAUCUCGUCCAACACCUCCGCAAAUACCACGCGUGCACGAAACCCCCCGUGCCGGAUCUUUCAGCGUGGCGGAUUUCACGACGCGGUGCUACCCGCAGUAUCGACGCCCGGGCUGUUAGUAGUGGGAACCAAGUUAACCAGACCCAGACGGGCGAGGACCAGAGUCAAGGCCACGUGCGCAGCCGAUGCGGAUUCUGCGGCCUUGUGCUCGAGUCCUGGAAUGAGAGGGUCGAUCACCUAGCGGGGCAUUUUCGGGAGGGAUGGAGGAUGGCCGAGUGGAUUGGGGAUUGGGGAUUUGAGGAGGAUGUGAUGAGGGGGUUGAGGAGGGCGGUAUUGCCUGGUUUGAGGGGGUGA
This is a messenger RNA of Aspergillus melleus, 2160 nucleotides long. RefSeq lists its product as uncharacterized. The record is from RefSeq and is a predicted model, not a curated record. The coding region runs from base 1 to 2160 and encodes 719 amino acids. Gene Ontology annotation, molecular function: DNA binding. The transcript has a single exon. Gene Ontology annotation, biological process: regulation of DNA-templated transcription. Lineage: Eukaryota; Fungi; Ascomycota; Eurotiomycetes; Eurotiales; Aspergillaceae.